CCUUUGCGUAUACACUCUGCCUUUGGAAAGGGUUAAGAAAAAGGAGAAGAUGGAGCCCAGCUUCCUAGAAAGGCUCCCGAGAAGGAGGGAUGCCAAAAGGACCUUCCUGUGUUGUUAUUGCUAUUCUUCUUAUUCUGCCUCCUUCUCUCCCUCCCUUCUGGGGAUGCUGAGGCCUCCUUUGCUCAGAGACACACACAGAGAGACAUCUUUGGGAAGGGGCAGAGGUGCUGCUUGCAGGGCGUGCUGGAGGGGGAGAAGCCUGUCCCCUGGCUUGAGAAUGAAUCCACCUUCUGGGUGACCCGUCUCUAUCCUCUAAAGAUCCCUAAAGAUCUAGUACUGCGCCCUUUCCUAAAGAUUUUGCGUUUUACAGGGCCAAAGCAGCCUCCCUCUAGUUAAGAGGCACGGAGCAAAUCUGUAGAUCCAGCUCCAUUGAGGCGAAAGAGAAAGAGGCCUCUUCGAUGUCUGGAGGGUCAGGGAUGGCAACCGUAGGCUUCCAAUUUCAGCCUUUAUUCACUCACGAGUUGCCUGCAGGAAUUAAACUGGAAGAGGCAGAAGCAGCAGAUUAUUCAAUUGGAGAAGAACAAGGAGACAAAGGCCGCCAUUUUGUGCAAGCUGGGACGGCCCAAGGCUUUUCCAAAGGUCCACCACUGCUACAGAUUAAACAGGAACCCGAGGAAGGUUUGGCCCAACACUGGGAAAUCCAGUGGCAUGACUUUUUGAGGGGCCUGCAGCUGCCUCAAGCAGGAUGGCAUAAUCCGCAGCUUCGAUGGGGCGAUAAGGUCUCCAUCAGAGAGGUAGCCCAAAGUGACCGGUGUCUUAGAGCGCAGAGGUUGACGCAAAUCUCGCCAGAUCUCAGCGCGGAAGCCCCAAAGAGCCUGCAUGCCAGAGGGAGGGAAGAUGCCAAGGUGGAAAGGGGAACUGUCCCGGGUGACAUUAGCGCCGAAAUCCAGCGUAAACGCUUCAGACAUUUCUGCUACCGGGAGAUGGAGGGACCCCGAGAGAUUUGCAGGCGGCUCCGGGAGCUGUGCUGUCAGUGGCUGAAGCCGGAGAAGCACACCAAGGAGCAGAUGGUUGAGAUGCUGGUCCUGGAGCAGUUCUUGGCCGUCCUGCCUCAGGAAAUGCAGGGCUGGGUCAAGGCAGGGGGUGCAGAGAGCAGUGCCGAAGCAGUGGCCCUGGCAGAGGACUUCCUGCUGAGCCAGGAAGAGGAUGAGCCUCAGGGAUGGGAACGGAAGGUACCUGAGGAGGAAAAAAGGGAGACUGCUCUGGGUCUCCUCUCACCUUUGGGUAUUCAGCCAGGACCUUUAUGCAAGGAGGAGGAGGAGAAUGAAGAUGCCAGUCUGCUUGCCAGUGGGGCGCGGCCUCUGAUUUCCUGUGGAUCAUCUCUUCAUCCUGCUCCAGAGCCAACUCAGGGACCGUUGGUCUUUGAGGAGGUGGCGGUUUACUUUGCAGAGGAAGAAUGGGCCUUGCUGGAUCCGGACCAAAGAGUUCUGUACAAGGAGGUCACGUUGGAGAAUUAUGGGAAUAUGGCCUCAUUGGGACUUUUGAUUCCCAAACCAGACCCUGUCCCCUGGCCGGAAGGAAAGGAAGAUUUAUUCACUCAAGACCCUGAGGAAACAGGAAAAGGAGGUUUUGCAGCUGCAAAUGAGUUCAAAAAGAACUCCUCACGCGCCCGCGCACGGGAAUCCCCAACCCCAUCUGGAAGACACGACACCCAACAGUUAUUCCCCACGAGGAGAUGA
This is a messenger RNA of Podarcis muralis (Common wall lizard), 1739 nucleotides long. Lineage: Eukaryota; Metazoa; Chordata; Lepidosauria; Squamata; Lacertidae. The record is from RefSeq and is a predicted model, not a curated record.